This is a messenger RNA of Daldinia caldariorum, 1655 nucleotides long. RefSeq names its product glycoside hydrolase family 28 protein. The coding region runs from base 134 to 1510 and encodes 458 amino acids. The transcript is spliced from 7 exons. Gene Ontology annotation, biological process: carbohydrate metabolic process. Gene Ontology annotation, molecular function: polygalacturonase activity. The record is from RefSeq and is a predicted model, not a curated record. Lineage: Eukaryota; Fungi; Ascomycota; Sordariomycetes; Xylariales; Hypoxylaceae.
UGUAAAUAAAUAUAUACCACUUCUAAGUCUAUUCCCAUUUGCUAUGCACUUGACAGGCCCUUGUAACUCAAGCUGUUGGAGGAACUUGAAAAGAAAACUGUCUUCAGCCAGUUGAUCUUGUAGUAUAUCAAAGAUGCAGUUCGGCUUAAGUAACUCGCUUACAGUUACGCUCGCUCUCCUCCUAUCCCCAGCCCUAGCAAUGAGGAACUCCAAGAUCCCACCUCGUCCCAAUGUCGUACCGGGCCCCUACGUCGCCAGUAGAGCCAUGCCCCUCUCGCCUCCGCGCGACCCAGGGCGACACUGCUACGUAAAGCAAGGCCGCGCCACGAGCCGCGACGACGCGCCGCACAUAGUCGAAGCGCUGCGCGCGUGCAACGGCGGCGGCACCGUCGUGUUCGACAAGUCGUACGUGAUCGGCUCGCCGCUGGAUCUCACCUUCCUCAAGCACGUCGACAUCGUGGUGACGGGGUCCAUCGCCUUCGACGACGCCGACGUGUACUACUGGCAGGACCGCAGCUUCAAGUACGCGUUCCAGAAUCAGAGCGUGUUCUGGAAGCUCGGCGGCAAGGACGUGAAUAUCUACGGCGAUUUGAGCCUCGGCGAGGGGAGCAGCGUUAUUGAUGGGAGGGGCCAGGCGUAUUGGGAGGAGCUGCAGACGAACAAUGCUCUGUAUAGGCCGACGCUCUUUGCUUUUGACGGCAUGAAAGGGGCUACCAUGUCGAAUCUUCGGAUGCGCAAUCCGCCCAACUGGUUUAACAUCAUCGCAAAUAGUUCCGACAUUAUCAUUAGCAAUAUGGACCUUCGUGCAGAGUCACUCAACGACGUGAAAAUAGCCAAUUCGGACGGCUGGGAUACCUACCGUUCAGACAACGUAGUAAUCCAGGACUCAUUUAUUCGCAACACGGACGACUGCGUAUCCUUCAAGCCCAACAGCACCAACGUCGUGGUCCAGAACCUCGAGUGCGUCGGCUCGCACGGGAUCAGCAUCGGGUCGAUCGGGCAGUACGUGGGGCAGACGGACGUGGUCGAGAACCUGCACGUGUACAACGUCUCGAUGGCGAACGCCAGCGACUUCGCGCGCAUCAAGGUCUGGCCCGGCGCCCAGACCAACUUCCAGACGCACCUCGUCGGCGGCGGCGGCUCCGGCUACGUCCGGAACGUCACGUACGACCUGCUUCGCAGCGUGAAUAACGACAGGGCUAUCACGAUCACGCAGUGCUACGGGCAGAGCAACAAGACGUUGUGUAAUGAAUUCCCGGCCAACCUAACGAUCGAAGACGUUACUAUAAAAAACGUGUACGGAACAACCUCUGCGAAGUUAGACCCGCAGGCGGGCUCGCUCGUAUGCAGCGCGCCGGACCGAUGCAGCAAUAUCGAAGUCGAAAACAUCACAGUCACCGUUCCGAGCGGGAAACCUCCUGUCUACGAGUGCAGGAAUAUGGACAACGACUUGUUACAGCUGACUUGCGUCGCAGAGUCGGAGGAGGACCGAGAUACCUCGCAAGGCUAGGGCCUCUUGUUAUUGAAGCAAACCGCUGUAUUGUUUGGGGGGAGUGGAUAGGUGUAAAUACUUGUCGAUAUUGAAGAUUGAACUUGAAUAAAUUGCAAUAGUACCCAGGUAGAUAUAUAUUAUACCCCUUACUGUUGAUGGUUGA